Messenger RNA from Mycena citricolor, 7222 nucleotides. The record is from the annotation of a GenBank genome assembly. Lineage: Eukaryota; Fungi; Basidiomycota; Agaricomycetes; Agaricales; Mycenaceae.
GGGGGGCCUGUGCUCACAUAAUCCGAGUGCCUUGUCUCGAUGCGCGACACCAUCUCCCAUCACACGGAGCCUCUUUACGCGCUUCCGCGACACUACUUCCCUCCAGUCGGCCCUUCGCAGCGCAACAAACGACGCCUUAAUCCCAAUCAUCAUGUCUACCGGCCCGCGCUGAACAUCUCCGGCCUCGUUGACGCGCUGCAAGUCCCGAUAUCAAAUGCUCUCGAAUCGCGAACCAGUCCGCGUAAGGGAAAGGGGACAAAACGCGUCGCGUCGCCGGCACCCAGCGGCACCGGUCGUACGAAGCGCAUGAAGCGCGAGUCUCCAGAAGCCAAAUCCGGUCACGAUGAGAAGAAAUUAACGGAAUUCACUUGGGCCGAGAUGCAAUACCCGAAACUCAAGGCUCUUGUUCCGGACUCUGCGCGUGAUGCAGGCGUGGAGAUCCCCAUAAUGGCCCACACCUUCGAGAUGACCUAUUCCAAUGAGAUUCCAUCUGGUUCAAUAUUAGGGCUGUAUGCUGGAGGAGACGAAUACGAGGAAUGGCCUUCAGAUGAGAAAAACUUGGUCGAUGCCCUACAAGUGUUGGCCUCCGUCAUGGACCACGACGAGCAAGAAAUCGAUCUGGGAAACGCGCUGUUAUGCUCGCACUCUUCACGCGUGGUCGCCGUGUCUCAAGUUCUUGCGAAACGAGAAGGAUCGAUUGACUGGUUCUUGCUUCUUCCCCGUGCAGCUGACGGACUCGACUUGGAGCUCCUCGGCUUACCUGAUGACGGACUGGCCGAGACGCAUGACGUCUUAUUGCAAUGCGUGAAACUGAUGCAGGAGAAACGAGUUGCCAUCGAUGCGAAGUUGAGACUGAGGAUGCGGGCUGCUGAAGACACCAUUCUACCCUUUAGCCUGAGCUUGCAUGUGACGGUGUCGUUGACUCCCAGAGCGUUUGGAACAGAUGGGAGCAAGAGCACGGUGGAAACGAUGCAGCGACAGCUGAUUCAGCAUGUGUAUCCGGAUCCGCUCGUCCAUACUGGCAACGAGGAUCCGACCGUGCCGUUCUUCUAUUCUGUGGUUGGACCCGCACCUCCAGUCGCUACGAGGGAAGCAGAGAACGCGUUGCAACCUGCCGGGCUUGUCGCUACGCUUCUGCCUUUCCAGCGUCGCAGCGUCGCUUGGCUUCUUGCUCGCGAAGGCAAGAUGGUGAGGGACGAUGGAGAGAUCAUCAACAAACCUUCAGCAACGCAGCCCGGCUUCUCUUUUUGGUCCAGGAUUCAGGAAGGAUCUUACGUGUUCUACGUCCAUCGGAUUACCGGGCAGCUUUCCUUGACUGCACCGGAAGAAGAAGAGGGCUUGGGCGGAAUGCUCGCUGAGGAGCCAGGUCUGGGGAAAACAUUGGAGAUAAUCUCGCUGCUGCUCCUCAAUCCUGCAGGCCCAGAGCGCCAUCCAGGAAACAAGCGUUGGGAUGCUGAAGCAAGCAUCGAAGUCAAGACUGUCAAGACGACUCUCAUUGUCACCCCACCGACGCUAGCGCCCCAGUGGAUGGAUGAGCUGCGGACCCAUGCUCCGAGCCUGAAGGUUCUCCUCUACGAGGGGUGGAACAAGGUCGACGUCCCUCUCACGAGAGCGGAGCUCGACAAGGCCCGUGCCAAGAGUCAGAUCUCCAAACAACGCAAGGGAAAGGGCAGAGCUCGCGAUUGGGAUGAGGAUGCAGAUGCGAUGGACGUCGAUACUGAGGUUUUGGAUUGGGCUUCCUUCGUGCAGGGCUACGAUGUGGUCGUCACGACCUACGCCACUCUCAGCAGGGAUGUCAAUGUGGCGCGUGCAGCCAGGCAGCGACCUAGGAGGGAAGACGUUGUCUACGCUGCAACCAUUGAGCGGGCGCGUUCACCUCUGAUCAUGACAGAAUGGCUCCGGGUCGUGAUGGACGAAGUGCAGAUGGUCGGUGGUGGUCAAGUGGAAGACAUGGUGUCGAUGAUUCCUCGGGUUUCUUCUUUCGCUGUAUCAGGCACACCCGCCCGAACACAAGUUGCUGACCUCAUCCAUGUCCUCAGAUUCCUCCGCGUCGAUCAUCUGUUGGGCUACUCAGCACGUCACUGGCAAAGGCUUGUUUGCGCCGGAUACUCGGAAUACUUCCGACGGUUCUUCCAGGGUAUUGCCGUUCGUACGACCAAAGCCAGUAUCAAGACGGAGCUCACGAUACCACAACAAACGCGCUAUCUUGUCGGUAUUGAGAUGGGGAGGGUUGAACGUCACGUUUACGAUCGCAAUCUCGAGAGCAUUCUGCUUGAGCUGGGCCUCGACGCUCGGGGUGUAGAUGUUCGCGGUGAACAACGAACACCAGAUCCUGUGAUCCUGCGCUCCCUUCUGCGUAAAUUGCGAGCGAUCUGCACGCACCCGCAGAUCGGACAACUGGGUGUCAAUAAGAUUUUCAAGCCGGGUGCUUUGAAAAGUAUGGAGGAGGUGCUCCAGGGCAUGUGCGAUGACAACUGGGGUUUAGUCAUCGAGGACUGGAGGUCCCAGAUCCAAAAUCUCGUUCGGACUGCCCAGCUCCGACAGCAUGGAAUCGAACACAAUCGCUACCAGCUGGCCCAGCAGACUUUGUCACUCGCCGAGACGGAGACCAAGAUGAUGCUCGAUGAAAUCCGGGGUGUCCUCGCUGCGCACGAAACAACCAGCCCUGCCCAGCGAUCUGCCAGCCCUUCUGCGCUAUCAGAGGCCGAAUCGGAGGAAGAAGACGAUUCGAAAAUAGACAUCAAGACUAAGGCCUACCGCAGCAAGCGGAAUGCGUUGAAACAGCGGCUCAGGGAAGCUCAGCUCGUCCACCAUCGCGUCAAGUUUCUUCAGGGAGAUGUCUGCCACAUGCUCGGUCCCUCCCACCUCGACGCGGAAAAUGCCGCUUAUGAAGAGGCCGAGUUGAUACGACGCUCGAUCUUGAAUAAAACUGAGAAGGAUGCCCGAGAAUCUAUGAAGCUUCUUGAAGAUAGUGAAACGUCAGGUGACGAUCUCAAGAUCAAGACUCCUUUCUUGCGACACAAGUUGGUCAAGGAAGAAAGUGCAGCUCUUCAACAAGAGGCCAACCAGAUGAUUAGAAAUGUGCUCAAUAAGCAGGCGGAGCUCGUCUCAGAGUGGAGGGGACAACUGACUGGUCUGUUGAUGACGGGUUUGACUCCCGACGAGCAAGCAGACGGCCAGGAGUACCAGCGCACGCUUGAUGACCAGGGAGAAGCUGAGAUCUACCUGACCAACUAUACGGCGCUGCUGGCCGACUAUCGCGAAGUGCUGCUCAAGGAGAAAACGGCAUUGGCGGCCCACAAUGCGAAAGAGAAAAAGCUGCGCGAAACCAAAGCCGCAAUGAAGGCUACAGCUAGAGAUGAGAACGAGAAGACGCCAGAAGUUGCUACUGGGAUUGAACUGCAGCCGGAGCACGAGGUUCUGCACACAGAACUGGCCUCUCAGCGUAAGGCGCCGAUAUCGGCUCUCAAGGGUCGGGCCAUCAAGAGUAUUGUCGUCGAGAUGUCUACGAUGGCUACAAGACUGAAGCGGGAUGAGACCGAGAAGAACAUAUUGCUCGUCGCAGCGAACGAUCUUCGCAAGCUGAUCACCGAGCAAAGUGCUGUGCUCGACAAGUCUGAAACGGAUCUAGCUCUGUAUCGCAAAGUGUUCAAUCAGCGCUUGCUCUACUUCCGACAGCUCCAGGAGAUCUCGGAUGCGGUGACUGACGUCGAGAUUGAGACGACGGUUCAAGAUGAGCUGUUGGAAUGCGAUGCGGAGCAGAAGCGACUCGAGAAUCAAAUCAAGACCAACCGGGCUAGGCAACGCUAUCUCGACAAUCUGACUAAGGGCAGUAACGACGAGGAGGAAGAGAGCACUUGCAUCCUUUGCAAGUGCGAUUUCGUCCGCGGUUUCAUUACUGACUGCGCCCACAUCUUCUGUGAAGAUUGCAUGAAGGCUUGGAUCACUCGGAAAGAAGGCAAUGCAUGUCCAGUGUGCCGCGUUCCUAUUGCAACCGACAAGCUGCAGCGGUUUGUGAUGGCAGAACCCAAAGCCGAGGCUGCCCCGGUCCAGAGCGAGUUCAAUCACGACCAGGUCCCCCACUCCCGGCGUAAAAUCGAAUACAACAGAAUCAAUCCAUCGCUGUUUGAAAAAAUCGAGUCGAUGCCGACGUUUGGAGACUACGGGAACAAGAUACAGACCCUUGUCAGACAUUUGUCAUAUCUACAGACACACGAAUCGGGCUCGAAAAGCAUCGUGUUUUCGGCCUGGGCGGACAGCCUCUUUAUUGUGGAGCAAGCACUGAAUGCCAACGGGAUAACCUCGUUGCGCAUCGAUUCUGGAGGCAAGGGCCGUUCAGCGGUGAAGACGUUCGCAUCCUCCGACAUCGAGGUGCUCCUGCUCCAUGGCGAACGAGAAAACGCGGGGCUCAACAUUACAUGCGCUUCGCGAGUUUUCUUAUUGGAGAGCGUCGUCCACCACGGCUUUGAGAUACAAGCGAUUGCUCGUAUCGACCGCAUGGGACAGUCACGUCCAACGGAAGUUUUCUGCUAUUAUGCUGAAGGCACAGUUGAACGAAACAUUCUCGAUUUGGCUGCUCGUCAGGGAACAUCACUGUACACUAAAAACAACUCGGUGGGCUCCAUCAUGAAUGCCACCGAUCUCGCAGGGACGGACAAGCCUAAGCUUGAGUCCUCCCGGAAAAGCAAGGGCCAACAGAAGGGCGACUUUAUCUUCAAAGUCGAGGAUAUGAUGGCCAUUUUGUUUCCUGCGAUGUUCGAGGACGUCGAGUAUCUCGUGGAUGACCUCGAUGAAGCCGCAACUAAUCGCGUAGUUCAUCCAGGUUUCUCGGGCGAAAAUGCAGUUGCUGGCCCGUCUAGAAUAUCUUAGACGGAUGCAUUUUUUCUCCAAUCUCAAGUUGCCAUUUGGUCUUUGGGAGCAAGCUACAGCAUGAUUCAUACAGGCAUUACCGCGCCAGUUGUUUCCAGUGGCGCACGUGAGAUGACAAGCUGAUGGCUUGAUAGCCGUUCCACACUUGGGAUGCAUAUGUCGUGGGAACAAAUUCAGGGAGAUCGGCUAUGUCACCUCUAGGGCCAUCAAGCAGAAUAGCUUUCUCCGACAACAGCGUCUGGUCCCAGGAAUCAUUCAUAGAUCUCUGUUCACACGUCUCGAAACUAAAUACAAUGACGGGACACAUGGUUCCUCAAUCGAACGUUGCAUCCUGCAGUCAUGUCUAUCCACGCACAGGCAGCGCGCGCGGUCGUUGAAGAUGCCCUCAGAGCACUCGAAUUGGAGAUCAUACCCGCCGGUCCUAUCCUUGCUCAUGCAUUCUCCGCGGACAUCGACCUCUCUCCCAGCAGCGCUCCCAUCUGCAUUAUCGGGGCAGGGUGCACCGGCCUGUACACCGCCAUAAUCCUUGACAAGCUGGGUCUCGAGUACGAGAUCCUCGAAGCGAACAAACGGAUUGGCGGCCGCAUCUUCACCCAUCGCUUCAACGGCGAUGAUGGCAAACGCGCACCCGUCAACGAUCCUGCGCGUUAUGACUACGUUGACAUCGGUGCGAUGCGCUAUCCCCUCAAGCUAGACAUCAUGAAGCGCGUUCGCCGGCUGUUCGAGGAGCUCAAGCUGCACGAAGACGGCCUGCUUGUUGAUUACAAGUUUUCGGCUGACAACACCUUCGAGAUGUACAACGACAUCAGGCACAGGAAGGGGUCGCCGGUCGAUGUCGCGGAUGUUUUCCAAGUCUCCCAGCAGAAUGGGGGUACUGUUCCCGACGAUUGGGUCAAGAAGGGGGUGGACGAGGUUACGACCGGUAUCUUUCGCCCGCAUAUCAAAGAGCUCGAGAACAACUUCAAGAAAGGAUGGGAGAAACUGCGCAGAUUCGACAAGCACUCGACGCGGGGGUAUCUGCUGACCACAAAGCCCAAAGGUGACUCCGUCGAGAGCCCUCAUAGUGUCGAGGUUACCGACAGCCUCAGCGACACUACGAUCUAUCCUGAAUCCGUUGUCGAAUGGCUCGAAACGUUCAACACGGGCACGGGCCUCUAUAACAACGCCUUCGUGGAGAGCGUUAUGGACGCCAUGGACUUUGGUUCGCCGCAUGCCACGCAACUCGGACAGCUUCGGUCCUCGCUGAACUUUUCAUCGCUCCGCAAAGAACCAGAAUUGCCGAGUUGGGUCUGUAUUGACGGAGGGUCGGACAUAUUCAUCGACCGGAUGGUCGAUCUUAUCCAGUACAAACCCGUCACUGGUGCGCGUGUCGUCCGGAUAGAAAGCGCUGGAAACGAAAUGAAAGUGACCUCGAAACAAGGUGAGGCUCACCUCUCCAUACUCCACGAUAUAUGGCCAACGAUUGAUUAGAUGGAGCACCGACGGUCACCAAGAGUUACUCGCAAGUGAUCUGCACCGUGCCCCUGGGCUGUCUGCAGGCUAUCGAUUUCCUCAGCCGGAGGACCUAGGCUACCUCAAGCGCCUGGCCAUACGCUCGCUCAACUACGACACUUCCACAAAGGUGGCAAUCAAAUUCGCGACGCGCUGGUGGGAGGACCCGACGAUUAUGCCGGACGGGCUUCCCAUCUUCGGAGGAACUUCUUCCACUGACCUCCCCAUCCGGACCUGCGUUUAUCCAUCCUAUGGCAAGGACGCCACUGGUCCGCUCCCUGGGGUUCUGCUUGCAAGCUACACUUGGGCACAGGACGCUCAGAGACUGGGUGGCCUGGCCAACCGUGACGGCAGCAGCGACGAAGAGCUCAAGGAACUCGUUCUAAACAAUCUGUCCAAGCUGCACGGUGUGCCCGUCGAAAAGAUGGGCAAAGUUGAGGGUUUCUUUGCGUGGAACUGGCACACGGACCCCAACGCUCGCGGCGCAUUUGCCCUGUUUGGUCCGGGGCAGUUUGGCCAGACUGGACAUGGGGACAGCUUGUUCGCAGGCAUGAAGGCUCCGGGAGCAAGAGGCAAGCUCCACAUUGCCGGUGAAGCGACCUCAGCAAAUCACGCGUGGGUUCUCGGCUCUCUGAAUUCCGCGUGGCGGGCAGUGUACAACGCUCUUGGAAUGCUUCCGGGUCCCGACAGAGAGGCAAAGCGAAAAAUCCUUCGUGACGAAAAGGAAUUUUUUGGCGGUGUUCCCCCGGAAGACACGGUCGAUUCUCUCCUCAAACUCGAGGCUCUCGGAAAGAAACAGUAUUAUGGAUUCUAGAUUACCUGUUGAAUUUUUAGAAAAUUUGAAAUUGAAACGCUUGGCUAU